This is a messenger RNA of Coregonus clupeaformis (lake whitefish), 1753 nucleotides long. RefSeq names its product complexin 4c (gene cplx4c). Gene Ontology annotation, cellular component: terminal bouton; SNARE complex. Gene Ontology annotation, biological process: regulation of neurotransmitter secretion; neurotransmitter transport; synaptic vesicle exocytosis. The record is from RefSeq and is a predicted model, not a curated record. Gene Ontology annotation, molecular function: syntaxin binding. NCBI's taxonomy places the organism in Eukaryota, Metazoa, Chordata, Actinopteri, Salmoniformes, Salmonidae. The transcript has 4 exons. The coding region runs from base 310 to 789 and encodes 159 amino acids.
UGUGUGGUCCAGUGGGAGCUUCCAGCCAAGGUGAGGUCUGUUCAGCCGGCCCCUGGUCAGUGCUGGUCAGCGCUGGUCAGUAGGCUACAUGUAAUGAGCUAAGCUCUUGAGCGGUUUUACUCCAGCCAGAAUACAUUGACACCCAGAUCCCCUCACCUUGACAGACAACAGCUUAUGGUGACACCAGGAAAAGUUAUACUCUACAGAACACAACAUCAUCGCAGCUCUGCAUAAACUCUUCAAAUCAAAACCUCUAUUUGCACUGAGCAGUACUCCUCUGCAGUUCUGUAGCUCAUCAGCUGGUCCAGGAUGUCGUUCAUGAUGAAGGCCAUGUUGGGGAGUAAGUUGAAGGAUAUGACGGGAGGAGGAGGAGAGGCCGAGGUCCCUGCGAGAGAUGGGAAGGAGACCCCUGAGUCUAAAGGAAUGUCCAGAGAGGAGUUCGAGGAGUACCAGAAACAGCUUAUAGAGGAGAAGGUUGAGCGGGACAAGGAGUUUGCCACAAAGAAGGCGGAGAGGGCCAACCUGAGGUCCUGCCUGAGGGACAAGUACCGCCUACCUGAGAGUGGCCAGGACGAAGCCAUGGUGAAGAUGGCGGGAGAUGACCUGGACCUCCCUGAGGACCUAGCCAAGAUGGUGGACGAGGAUGAGGAGGAAGAGGAGGUGAACGACUCACUACUAGGGCAGCUACAUCAACUGCAGAACAUGGACAUGGACCAGCUGAAGACCAAAGCCCAGACCACCAUGACAGAGAUACAACAGGUGGCUGAGGAGAAGUGUGUCGUCAUGUGAUGAGUGAUCAUCAGACUUCUUCUACCCAUUGAUCUUUCUUCAGCAAUUCAGCAGUCCAUCGUGUGAACUUCCACGACAAGUGGGAUUUACCCAACAAGCACUAAGUCUUUGUUAUCAUUUUACAAUAUUGUAUGUUUAUCUUCACAGAACCACCUAAUCUUUCUGUUAUUCAGUUGCCUCAGAAAAUAGGAAUAGCUGAGGCGCUGUGAAAUCAUACUAUAUAUUGUUGCUGAUGAUGAUCACACGGCAUUUUGACUGGUACACUCAAUAUGGCCGCCGGUCCACCCAUCACAAAAUGUUGACUUCAGUGGGAAUAUCCGUUUUAGUGAUGAUAUUUCUAUGUAUCCACAUCCGAACCUGCUGAAACAGAGUCCAGACUGAGUACUUUAACUUGCACACUAAUAAUUCGAUAUUAAACUGAUUAUGACAGUAGGCCGAGUAUGGAAAAAGUAAUGAAAACACCUUCCUCUGCUUAACUUAAUCGGCGUAAGGUAUAAAUCGAAGGAGGCAUACACCGAUUACAACACCUAGUUUUUUGAGCAUUCUUUCAAAUUGUUAGGACAUGUAAACAGCUUAAUCGGCAUUCCAGCGGCAUUCCAGCGGCGUUCCAGCGGCAUUCCAGCGGCGUUCCAGCGGCGUUCCAGCGGCAUUCCAGCGGUGUAUUUGAUCUGCUCAUGUGCCAGCACUGGUAGCACAAGCUUUCCUCUUAUGCCCGAGUAAAGUGAGUUCGGAAAAACUGAAAGUAUGCAUCUUAGAAGUAGUUUACGCAUACAAACUUUAUAUAUAUAUACGAACUCAGAAUCAAAUAGGCUUUGCAAAAAUAACAUGGUCUCUGUGGUAGAAUGUUUAUUUUGAUUCAUGAUUUUAUGCAUUAAUACCAAGUCCCAACAGUAAACAGGAUUAUUAGGGAACUCGUUUAUCUUGGAAAGCAUGUAAAUGUUUUAAACAAACUAUUAUAUUAAUC